AAAAACCGCCCGGAAAGAGUUACCGCGCUUUCCAAAAGUGGCGUUGGUAGACGUCGGCCAUAUUUCAUUUCGUCAAUAUGCAUCGAGGAUUCAAAAACUCCAACGGCAGUUCAAGGAACGAAGCAGGGAAGCUCUUCAUAGGUGGCUUAAGCUGGAAUACUGACCAAGACUCUUUGUUGAACUACUUCAGUCAGUAUGGAGAGGUGGUUGACUGUGUUGUUAUGAAAAAUCAGCAGACUGGGAAAUCUCGUGGAUUUGGAUUUGUCACAUUCCAAGAUAGUGAAUGUGUGGAAACUGUGCUCGCUGCAUCCCCACAUAAUAUUGAUGGCAGACAGGUUGAUGCCAAGCUCUGCAACCCAAAAGCAGCAAACAAGGGCCCUAAAGAAGGUGGUGGAAGAGGACAUGGAGGAGGAGGAGGUGGUGGUGGUGGUGGUGGUGGAGGAGGAGACAAGGACCGGAAGAUCUUCAUGGGAGGAUUACCUAAUGUGGAUGAGGACUUUCUCAGUAACUUCUUUGGGAAAUAUGGAAAGGUUGUGGAUGUCAACAUCAUGAUUGACCAGCAAAAUAAAAAGUCCAGAGGCUUUGGAUUUUUGACAUUCGAGUCAGAAGAUGCUGUAGAUCAAGUUUGUGCAGAACAUUUUAUUAACAUCAAUGGAAAACAGGUGGAGUGUAAACGUGCAGAACCCAGAGAUGGACGUGACAACAAACCAGGUUUCGGUGGGCGCCGAGGAGGCAUGCAGGACAUGAUGGGACCCCCUCAUGGAAUGGAUGGAGGCUGGAAUCAAGGAGGGAACUGGAACCAGGGCCCACCACAACACGGACCACCCCCUCCAGGACCCCCCAUGGGAAAUAUGGGAUUUCCUCCCCAGGGACCAGGAGGGUAUCAACAGCCCCCACCAGGCCAAGGAUUUCCUCAAGGACCACCUCCACAGGUUCCACCACAACAGCCUCCAUUUUCACAGCCCAGUUAUCAAGGAGGGUACCAGUCACCCCCUGGGUACCAGCAAGGAGGAUGGAGUGCACAGCCCCCUAAUGCUUCACCUGGACAAGAUACACAGCAGACAUACUCUGCUUAUGCAGCACCACAGCCUGGUUACGGUCAACCCCCCACCACUGCAUACUCACAGUGGGGUGCCACAACAAGCACACCAGUGACACCACAACCUACAGCUGCUCAGCCCCCCACCCAGCAACCAGCCCUGUCCAAUUAUGGCCCAUAUGGACAGCCCCCUGCUGCUGCUGCCCCCGCCACACCUGGAUACACUUCAGCUCCUGGGACACAAUCAUACAGUUCUCAUUACAAUGUAGCAGUUGCUGACCCUGCUCAACCUGCUGCUCCUACUACUGCACAGACUGGAUACAAUAGUUAUAACCCAUAUGGAGCAUCUCAGACACCUGCCCCUACAGUUCCUGACCCAUAUGCCCAAACAGUGCAGCCUCCCGCAGCACCAGGAGCACAAGUCCCCAUGGGAGUCCCUGACCCUUAUGCCCAACCUCCAGCAGCCCCACCCACUGCUGCUCCGGGGUAUGGUGAGCCACCAGGUUUUGGUGCAGCACCUCAGCCAGCUGCAGCAUAUGGAGGUCAAGGAGAUGGGCUGGGAGGAUAUGCAGCCCAGCCAGGUGGGGGAUACCAAAGGGCCUCUGUUCCUUCAACACAGGGCUAUCACCCAUAUAGAAGAUAAAGUGCUUUGGUUUCGGAGCAUAGGAGAUCAUUUUAAGCUGUAUUUUGCACAGCAUUUUGUCCAGGGAUUUCUCAAUCACCAUGUAGUUCCCUGUUGAUGACUUUUAAAAUGUCAGUCAUUAUUGCUAUUUCACUUCCUUCAAAAUGAACGAUGACGUAAUCAUGUGAAUUAUUUUUGUGUUUUUCAUAAAAUGCUCUUGUAUUCAAAGUGCUGUUUUUAAUGUUAAUUGUCAUGUCUUUUAAUAUUGGUCGUAAAGAAAUGCUAUAUACUAAAAGAUAUUUUAUUAAUGUAAAGCACAUUUUGAUAGUAUUUUCACUAGAUCUUAUAGAGUGUACUAGAGCUUUUACAGAGCUGUAAAAGCUCGCACUGUAAUUGCCCAGGUACUGCUUUACCUCAAUUGUUAUGUCACAUCUGUUCAAACCCAAUUGUAAUGUUACAUCUGGUUACAAAUGAUAAUUAAUGUAAACACUUCAUUUGCUACUGAAAAUGUAAAUGAAUGUGCACAUUGAAUAAGGUAUACAUAGAAUGUGAAAAGUAUGUAAUAAGAAGGUUAUGGCCGAGUAUUGGAGAACAUGCUUACUCUUAGUCUUAGAGCAGGAUUGGACCUCACAAGGUCUGUCCCUUCACAAAGACCUCGGGUUGGGCAUAUUUCUCAUUAUUCAGUCAGUUGUAAGUAAUACAUCUCAUCGUUAUUUUAAGUAAGUCGAAUUAGGCAGCUAAUACACGUAUCUUCUCUUUGUGAAGGCUUCUUAGAAUAUGUUCAUAAGAAAUCAAAGUUUAUGUUUUUGAUGAACUAGAUUUCACAACUUUCAACUGUGAAUAAAAAUUUUGCAAAUUUU
Ostrea edulis (European flat oyster) is the source of this 2521-nucleotide messenger RNA. Its product is annotated as DAZ-associated protein 1-like. NCBI's taxonomy places the organism in Eukaryota, Metazoa, Mollusca, Bivalvia, Ostreida, Ostreidae. The coding region runs from base 78 to 1682 and encodes 534 amino acids. The record is from RefSeq and is a predicted model, not a curated record. Gene Ontology annotation, molecular function: RNA binding. Gene Ontology annotation, cellular component: cytoplasm. The transcript has 13 exons.